CACAAAUGUUCUCUCUCACUGUCGUACUACAACUCUUAGGGUCAAAGUUCUCUAGCGCGCACACACACACACACACACAUAAUUACAGGCUGUUAGGUGGGUUGGGAACCAGCAGGUGUUGGUGAGUCUGGUGUCCAGGGGAAGAUUUGCUGUGGGACACUAGAGGACAGAGAUAGCAGGCACCAGGGAAAAGAGUACACACACACACAUGUACUCUCAGACAGGCAGAUGCACACACAAACACACACACACACACAUGUACACACUUCAACAGAGAGAGAGAGAGAAAUAGAGAAAAUUAGAGAGAGUAAAACUCCAAUCCACACGUGAGAACAGAACUGAACUCUGCAAGAUUAAGGAUGAGUGAGUCAAGCUCUAGCGGUUGCUGCUCAAGGCUGAGAUCCUGCCCCAAGCCCAGAGGACUUGUGUCCACUGUCAUCACCAAAGCUGUGAUGGGGGCCAUGGUCUUCGGGGUGGUGUGGGCCAUCACGGGUGAGGAGUGUCUUCCGGGGAGGAACCUGUUUGGGCUGGUCAUUCUGUUCCUGUGCUCUGUGUGUGGGGGCAAACUGGUGGGCCUCGUCCAGUUCCCCAAACUGCCCCCACUACCACCCCUGCUGGGUAUGUUAUUAGCGGGUCUGGUCUUGCGGAAUGUUCCAUAUGUAACGGAUGCAGUUUAUAUCGAUCAAACUUGGUCAUCUGCGCUGAGGAAUGUCGCUCUGGCUAUUAUACUGACCCGCGCAGGUCUCGGACUCAACCCUGAUGCCCUGCGUCGCCUCAAGGGAGUGUGUGUGAGACUAGCUGUGGGACCCUGUACUAUUGAAGCUAGUACGAUCGCCGUGAUUUCUCACUUCCUCUUAGGGUUACCGUGGAUAUGGGGCUUCAUCCUGGGGUUUGUGCUGGCCGCAGUGUCUCCUGCAGUGGUGGUGCCCUCUAUGCUGCUGCUGCAGAAGGAUGGCUUCGGGGUGCAGAAGGGGAUCCCCACUUUACUCAUGGCUGCCGGCAGCUUCGACGACAUCCUGGCCAUCACCGGCUUCUCCACAUGCCUGGGCAUGGCAUUCGGAACAGGAUCCACUUGGUUUAACCUGCUGAAGGGGCUGCUGGAGGUGGUAGGAGGAAUGGUGGCUGGAGUGCUGAUGGGACUCUUCAUCCACUUCUUCCCCAGUGAUGACCAGGCUGAGCUGGUGCAGCGGCGCUCCUAUCUGCUACUGACCCUCGCCCUGUUCUCCGUGUUUGGGAGCCACGCGGUGGGCUUCGCUGGGGCCGGGGGCCUCUGCACCCUGGUGCUCGCCUUCAUCGCAGGACUCAGCUGGGGCUCUGCAAAGGUGCCAGUUGCUGCUGUUGUGGGUGUGGCCUGGGAUAUAUUUCAGCCCCUCCUCUUUGGUCUGAUUGGAGCAGAGAUCGUCAUUUCCACGCUAAACCCAAGCACCGUGGGGCUGGGUGUGGCGGCCUUGCUUGUGGGUCUGGUAGUUAGGGUGUGUGUAACAUACCUCGUGGUUCUGUUUGCCGGCUUCACCCUGAAGGAGAAAAUCUUCAUCUCGCUCGCAUGGAUGCCCAAAGCCACAGUACAGGCUGCGAUCGGCUCCACCGCUCUGGACCUGGCGCGUUCCAAGGGCGAUGCGGUGCUGGAGGGCUACGGGCUGCAGGUGCUAACGGUGGCGGUGCUGGCCAUCCUCAUCACCGCGCCCAUAGGGGCUGUGGCCAUCGGCCUCGCAGGGCCCAGACUGCUGCAGAGAUACACUAGCAUGCCUGAGGAGCAGCCAGAGAAACCAGAAGCAGCUGCAGCUCCUGAUGGCAAAGACAACGCCACCUACGAAAGCAAACUAUAGAAGGAGAGAGAGAGAGAUACACACAUAGAGAGAGAGAGAGAGAUACACAUAGAGAGAGAGAGAUAGAGAGAGAGAGAGAGAGAGAGAGAGAGAGAGAGAGAACGGAUGGAGGAUGCUACUAUUUAUGUUAUUACUUUCCCUGAAUUUACUUUAUCUGUGUUUAAGCAAAUGACUUAGCUAGCUAAUAAAGUCAUAUUCAUACGGUCACACAGACACUCAUGAGGUCAUUCUGCUCAAACAACCAGCAAGAUUUUAAGGACAUCUGAAACAUCAAAGUGAAAGACUACUUUUGAUAAAUGCUCUGAUUAAAUUGCUGAAAAUGCUAAA
Messenger RNA from Clupea harengus (Atlantic herring), 2153 nucleotides. Its product is annotated as sodium/hydrogen exchanger 9B2. Gene Ontology annotation, molecular function: antiporter activity. Gene Ontology annotation, cellular component: membrane. NCBI's taxonomy places the organism in Eukaryota, Metazoa, Chordata, Actinopteri, Clupeiformes, Clupeidae. The record is from RefSeq and is a predicted model, not a curated record. Gene Ontology annotation, biological process: proton transmembrane transport.